This is a messenger RNA of Neopsephotus bourkii (Bourke's parrot), 4401 nucleotides long. RefSeq names its product sulfatase 2 (gene SULF2). Gene Ontology annotation, molecular function: calcium ion binding; N-acetylglucosamine-6-sulfatase activity; glycosaminoglycan binding. The transcript is spliced from 23 exons. Gene Ontology annotation, biological process: glycosaminoglycan metabolic process. Lineage: Eukaryota; Metazoa; Chordata; Aves; Psittaciformes; Psittacidae. Gene Ontology annotation, cellular component: Golgi apparatus; cell surface; endoplasmic reticulum. The record is from RefSeq and is a predicted model, not a curated record. The coding region runs from base 689 to 3328 and encodes 879 amino acids.
GGUAAAGCUUCCUCCUGGUUCCCCACCUCCCCGGCGGGGUGCUUGGGCGGGAGCCCCCCGGCGAGGGAGGCGGCAGCGCUUGGAGGAGGCGCCUGGCAACAGAUGGUUAAAGCCGGCUCCUCGCCGCUGCCCGCAUUGGCCGGCGGCGCGAGGAAGGGCGGGAGGGAGUCGGCCCCUUCGCAGGGAAGGCGACGGCAGCGGCCGGAGCUGCGCGGCCCCGCGGCGGGGAGCGGAGCGCAGCGCCCCAUCCCCAGCUCUCUCGCGGUGCUGAGGUGACCGGCUUCCCGCCGCGGAGAGCGCCGGCGGCGCCGGGCCACCUGUGAGUGUUCCGCCCCGCGGGUGCUGUUACUGCUUACCUAGCAGAUGCUCCCAGACUGAGAUUGGCAUGGUGUGGAGGACACUGCAUUAAAAGUGUUUAAGCCCCCUUUUUGGGAUCCAGGUUUGCCUUUCAAGCUGCUUUUGACUACUCUGGACAGUAGCAACACAUUGAGUUUGACAUGAUUCUUCCCAGUUGUGCUGCUGCAGAUGGAAUUCUGAGUACAAGGAAUGAAAAUUGAUAGGACUUGUCGGUGUUCCUUCUGCUACAGCCUGGCACAUUUCUGAGCAGCCACAGAGGAGACCUGCAAACAAAGAAGAAAUAGAAGCCAUUAACCUACCUUGUUCAGAGAGAACACUAAAUCAGCACAAUAUGGCACAGCACAGUAUUGUCCUUGGAUUAUUCAUGAUGACUGUUUUAUCACUGCUGGAUGGAAGUUCAGCUUUCCUGUUAAAUCAGCGUCUGAAGGGAAGAUUUCAAAGAGACCGUAGAAACAUCCGCCCAAACAUCAUCCUUGUGCUUACUGAUGAUCAGGAUGUAGAACUUGGGUCUAUGCAAGUGAUGAAUAAAACAAGGCGUAUCAUGGAACACGGAGGUGCUCAUUUCAUCAAUGCCUUUGUUACAACACCCAUGUGCUGCCCAUCUCGUUCCUCUAUUCUUACGGGGAAGUAUGUCCACAACCACAACACUUACACUAACAACGAGAACUGCUCUUCUCCAUCCUGGCAGGCUCAGCAUGAAAUACGUACGUUUGCAGUGUACCUCAACAACACAGGAUACAGGACAGCUUUCUUUGGAAAGUACCUCAAUGAAUACAAUGGCUCCUAUGUGCCUCCUGGUUGGAAAGAAUGGGUUGGACUACUUAAAAACUCUCGAUUUUAUAACUAUACACUUUGUAGAAAUGGAGUGAAGGAGAAGCAUGGAUAUGACUACUCCAGGGACUAUCUAACCGAUCUGAUUACAAAUGACAGUAUUACCUUCUUCAGAAUCUCAAAGAAGAUGUAUCCUCACAGGCCUGUGCUGAUGGUUAUAAGCCAUGCUGCUCCUCAUGGCCCUGAAGAUUCAGCCCCUCAGUACUCGCAUCUCUUUCCUAAUGCCUCACAACACAUCACUCCCAGUUAUAACUAUGCUCCAAACCCAGACAAGCACUGGAUAAUGCGGUAUACAGGACCCAUGAAGCCCAUACAUAUGGAGUUCACUAACAUGCUACAGAGAAAACGCCUUCAGACACUCAUGUCUGUGGAUGACUCUAUGGAGAUGAUUUACAAUACGUUGGUUGAAACAGGUGAAUUGGACAAUACGUAUAUAAUAUACACAGCAGACCACGGUUAUCAUAUUGGACAGUUUGGGCUGGUGAAAGGAAAGUCCAUGCCCUACGAGUUUGACAUCAGAGUUCCUUUCUACGUCCGAGGUCCAAAUGUGGAGGCUGGGUCCCUGAAUCCUCACAUUGUGCUGAAUAUUGAUCUUGCACCCACCAUUCUAGAUAUUGCUGGACUGGAUAUUCCCUCUGAUAUGGAUGGUAAAUCCAUUCUAAAGCUUCUGGAUUCUGAGAGACCACUGAAUAGGUUCCAUUUAAAGAAAAAGAUGAAGGUGUGGAGAGACUCGUUCCUGGUGGAAAGAGGUAAACUGCUGCAUAAAAGGGAGAAUGAGAAGGUAGAUGCCCAAGAAGAAAACUUUCUACCCAAAUACCAGCGUGUGAAAGACCUUUGUCAGCGAGCUGAGUAUCAAACAGCUUGUGAGCAGCUUGGUCAGAAAUGGCAGUGUGUGGAAGAUGCCAGUGGAAAGCUCAAGCUACACAAGUGCAAGGGAAUGGCGAACUUGGCAGCUGCCAGCAACAGCAAAGGCACCUCCAAUAUUUUACCCAAGUAUUACAGCAGGAAUAAUGAAGACUGCAACUGCGAAGAGAAUGAAUACAAGCUGAGCCACAUCGGACGGAGAAAGAAACUCUUCUCCAAGAAAAAAUACAAACCAAGCUAUGUCCGGAAUCGCUCUAUUCGUUCUGUAUCUGUUGAGCUGGGUGGAGCUGUUUAUAAUGUGGGUUUGGAGGAUGGAUACCAGCCUGUCAUACCAAGAAACAUCUCCAGGAGGCACAGGAUGCAGAGGGCUGCUCUUCGUGAGGAGGAAGAUAAAGACAUGGGGGAGUACAGCGGCACUGGUGGCAUUGCAGAGUAUGCAGCCCCUAACCUGAUAAAAGUGACCCACAGGUGCUAUAUCCUGGAGAAUGAUACCGUUCAGUGCGACACAGAUCUGUACAGGUCACUGCAAGCUUGGAAGGACCAUAAACUCCAUAUUGACCACGAGAUUGAAACCUUGCAGAACAAAAUAAAAAACCUGAGGGAGGUGCGAGGCCACCUGAAGAAGAAGCGCCCGGAGGAGUGCGACUGUAACAAGAUGAGUUACCAUUCCAAACACAAAAGCAAACUGAGGCACAAGGGAUCUAGUCUUCAUCCUUUCAAGAAAGCCCUACAGGAGAAAGACCGGCUGUGGCUGCUUCGAGAGCAAAGGCGGAAGAAGAAGCUGCGCAAACUGCUUAAGAGAAUAAAGAACAACGACACCUGCAGCAUGCCAGGUCUGACCUGCUUCACCCAUGACAACCAGCACUGGCAAACUGCUCCCCUGUGGACAUUGGGCCCUUUCUGUGCCUGUACCAGCGCCAACAACAACACGUACUGGUGCCUGAGGACAAUCAACGAGACCCACAACUUCCUGUUUUGUGAAUUUGCUACUGGAUUUUUGGAGUAUUUUGAUCUCAAUACUGAUCCAUAUCAGCUAAUUAACGCAGUGAAUACACUAGAUAGAGACAUUCUCAAUCAACUUCAUGUCCAGCUCAUGGAACUGAGAAGCUGCAAAGGGUAUAAACAGUGCAAUCCAAGAACCAGGAACAUGGAUCUGGGACUUAAAGAUGGAAGCUAUGAGCAGUACAGGCAGUUUCAGCGUCGAAAAUGGCCAGAUGUGAAGAGACCAUCAUCUGCCAAGUCACUAGGACAGCUGUGGGAAGGAUGGGAGGGCUAACCUCCCCCAAGUGCUGCACCUCCGUGAGGAUACAGACUGGCCAGAACUUGAGUCCAUGUACAGACUAAAUGACAAUGUGUGUGACUUCAGAGAGAAUUACAACAUUACCCUGGAGGACUGGAUAAACUUUGAGGCUGAACUAGAUAGAAUGUUUGCACUGGUGAGUGAACUAAAUACCUGCAGUGAAAUGAUGGGAAAUGCUGUCAGAAAUACAGGUCUCUGAAAUCCACUAUUGUACCUGCUUUUUGCUUUGCAUUAUACCUCACCUGCUUCACAAGGUUUUACUUUGAGAUGACACCACUAACACUGAUCCAGGAACUGACAGCAAAGGGGACAGGGCUACAUCCCAGAGAGGAUUCCCGCCGCAGUGUGCAGUGUGCGCAGGGACAGCGGAUGUACACUUAAACCACCCUUCAGUUCAACUGUAUCAGCAGCUGUCAUGAGAAACACUUCAAAGCCAAGUACAACUCUAAAGCAACAGUUAGAAAAUGUGAACAUUUUGCUUCUAACUGGAGAUGAUGAAAAAGAACUUGGAAGAGAAUCAGGAACUGAAGUGAGCAGCACUGAACAUUCUCAACACCAUGCUAUUUCUCAGCUUCCCUCUGAGGAUACAUUUUAGUUCCACACCUACUUGUACAUCCUGUUGCCACCUCUAGGAAUAUUAGGGAAAAUCUUGACUAACAGGAUGCCAGAUUUUGGAGGGGGUUAUGUAAAUAUUGCUCAGUAUACUGUUUGAAAAGAAAUUCCUUCAGGUUAUGAAGAAUUUUGUUAAUAAAAAGAGUGGAAUGCCCACACACCAGUUCUCCAAAUGUUACUUCAUGUCACAUAGUGCAUUUCAGGAGUUCUCCAUUUUUAAAGUACUGAAAAAUUUCAGUAAAUGUACAUCUUCAAUUUUAAUGAACUCGGAUUUGUAUGAAGUUUUUUUAUGUGGCAAUAUUAUACUGUAUGUUCAAAACCAAAACAGUUCCUUUGAGAAAGCAUUUGCUUGGUAGUGUAACUUUGACAUUUACUUUUAAAAAGGCAGCUCCAAGAAGUUCAAUACUUGUAGCCAAUAAAGAAUAAUAUAGUUAAGA